Messenger RNA from Candidula unifasciata, 2070 nucleotides. The record is from the annotation of a GenBank genome assembly. Lineage: Eukaryota; Metazoa; Mollusca; Gastropoda; Stylommatophora; Geomitridae.
AUGGCAACGCCAAACCCAACCAACAUCUUUCGGAUCUUGGUGGCAUCAGAUGUUCAUCUGGGUUUCAUGGAAAAUGAUCCCAUAAGGGGAAAUGACUCUUUUGUUACAUUUAAAGAAAUUCUUUCCAUUGCACGGAAAAAUGAUGUAGAUUUCAUUUUACAUGGGGGAGACCUAUUUCAUGACAAUAAGCCUUCCAGGCAUACUCUUCAUGCCUGCUUGUCUUUGCUGAGGCAGUACUGCAUGGGAGACAGAGCAAUCAACUUUGAAUACCUCAGUGAUGAAUCUGCAGACUUCAAGCACUGUAAAUUUCCAACUGUGAACUACAAAGACCCCAAUUUAAAUAUUUCCAUUCCGGUCUUCUCCAUUCAUGGCAACCAUGAUGACCCCACAGGUCAGAAUAAUCUUUGCUCUCUAGACCUUCUUCACACUGCUGGGCUGGUAAAUUACUUUGGGAAAAGUUUGCCAUUGGAUAAAAUUCAGAUCUCUCCACUUUUGCUGCAGAAAGGGGAUACAAGACUUGCACUGUAUGGACUGGGGUCCAUCAGGGAUGAACGUCUGCAUCGAAUGUUUGUUAACAAGAAUGUUUCAAUGCUGAGACCAAAAGAAGGCCAGAAUAGCUGGUUCAACAUGUUUGUUCUACAUCAGAACCGUUCCAAACACUCAGCAACAAACUAUAUCCCUGAGCAGUUUCUGGAAGAUUUCCUGGACUUGGUAAUCUGGGGCCACGAGCAUGAGUGCCGGCUCCAAUAUGAGAAUAGUCACGUAGAAUACAACCCCACCCAGGAGCUGUACAUUUGCCAGCCAGGAAGCAGCAUUGCCACAUCACUGAGUGAAGGAGAAAUGGUGCCAAAACAUGUAGGAUUGUUGGAAAUCAGUGGCAAAGAAUUUCGUAUGAAAGCCAUCCCUUUGCAAACUGUUCGGCAGCUGUACAUGGACACUGUGACCUUGGCUGAUCACAUUGAUCCUGCAGCACCUAAAGCCAAGCAGAAAUCUGAGGAAUUUUGUAUUAAAAAAGUGCAAGAAAUGAUAGCUAAAGCAGAAAAAGAACAUACUGGCAACAGGGACCAGCCGUCUCUUCCUCUGAUUCGAUUGAAAGUGGACUACACAGGUUUUGAACCUUUCACAUCUCAGAGAUUUGGUCAGAAAUUUUUGGAAACAGUGGCCAACCCUAAAACAUUGAUUCUCUUCCAAAGACAGAAAUCUUGCAAAGCUGAGAAUUUGAAACAUGAUCCAAACAUAUUGGCCAGGAUCAAAGCUUUGGAUAGUGCAAGAGUGGAGGAUAUGGUUACCAGGCUCAUGUCUGAUGAAGGGUUCCAGCUGAAGUUAUUGAGUGAAAAGGGAAUGUCAGAAGCCGUGAAGGAAUACGUUGACAAAGAAGAGAAAGAAGCUAUCACUGAAUUAGUUAAAUAUCAGCUUAAGAAAACACAGGCUCAUUUACAAAAGCGAAACGUAACUGAAGAUCAGAUUGACAAUGAAGUUGUCAAAUUUAAAGAGGAGCGAAAGAAGAAGAAAGGGGAGGAGGAAGAGGAAAUUAAAGAAGCUUUAAAAGAAGCACAAUCCAAAAGAGAAUCUCAGGCAAGCAAUGGAGAGAAUGACAUCGGGAGUGAUGAUGAUGAUAAUAAUGAUAGAGAUGUACCUGCAGUGACAAAAAGAGGAAGGGGUAGAGGCAGUAGAGCAGGUGCAGCAGGAAGCAGAGGCCGUGGGCGAGGUUCAAAAACAAAUGAUGAUUCAGACAGUGAAAAGGCGUCUACAUCUUCUCGGGGAGGAAGGGGUUCUCGGGGAGCUAAAGGUGCCAAAACUACUAAAGCACCUGUCAUUGGAAGUUAUGGAAUACAGAAUUAUAUGACGUCAGUUAAUUCAAGAGAUAAAGCUUCUGUGGGUGCAUCAGAAGUUGACUCCAUAUUGUUAGAUGGUUCCGAUGAUGAUGAAGCGUUUAAUUCUGCAAGCAUGAACAAAUCAGGUAUUAGUCGGAAGCAGACGAAAACAACAGCUAAAAAGAAGGGUAUAUCUUUUUUUGAUGAAGAUGAUUCAGAGGAAGAAGAACAGCCAGUCAAAAAGCGAAGGAAAUAA